This is a messenger RNA of Striga hermonthica, 318 nucleotides long. The record is from the annotation of a GenBank genome assembly. NCBI's taxonomy places the organism in Eukaryota, Viridiplantae, Streptophyta, Magnoliopsida, Lamiales, Orobanchaceae.
AUGGGCCGGAAAAAGGGGGUUCACCUGGUGCACGACGGGCCGCCGGACGAUUUCGACCCGGAAAACCCGUACAAGGACCCGGUGGCCAUGCUCGAGAUGCGUGAGCACCUCGUCAGGGAGAAGUGGAUCGACAUCGAGAAGGCCAAGAUCCUCCGGGAGAAGGUCCGCCGGUGCUACCGCGUCGAAGGAGUAAACCACCUCCAGAAGUGCCGCCACCUUGUCCACCACUACCUCGACGCCACCCGCGGCGUCGGCUGGGGCAAGGACCACCGCCCGCACGCCCUCCAUGGUCCGAAGGUGGAGGCGCCUGAUGAGUGA